Messenger RNA from Manacus vitellinus (golden-collared manakin), 2013 nucleotides. RefSeq names its product adaptor related protein complex 3 subunit mu 2 (gene AP3M2). The record is from RefSeq and is a predicted model, not a curated record. The coding region runs from base 39 to 1295 and encodes 418 amino acids. NCBI's taxonomy places the organism in Eukaryota, Metazoa, Chordata, Aves, Passeriformes, Pipridae. The transcript has 8 exons. Gene Ontology annotation, biological process: intracellular protein transport; endocytosis. Gene Ontology annotation, cellular component: cytoplasmic vesicle; clathrin adaptor complex.
CCCAGCCCCAGUCCCACCGCCCCCAUCCCAGCGCAGCCAUGAUCCACAGCCUGUUCCUGAUCAACGCCGCCGGGGACAUCUUCCUGGAGAAGCACUGGAAGAGCGUGGUGAGCCGCUCGGUCUGCGACUACUUCUUCGAGGCGCAGGAGCGGGCCUCGGAGGCGGAGAACGUGCCGCCCGUGAUCCCCACGCCGCACCACUACCUGCUCAGCGUGUACCGCCACAAGAUCUUCUUCGUGGCCGUCAUCCAGAGCGAGGUGCCGCCGCUCUUCGUCAUCGAGUUCCUGCACCGCGUCGUGGACACGUUCCAGGAUUACUUUGGCGUGUGUUCAGAGGUGAUAAUCAAGGACAAUGUUGUGGUGGUUUAUGAGGUGCUGGAGGAGAUGCUGGACAAUGGCUUUCCAUUGGCAACAGAGUCUAAUAUUCUUAAGGAACUGAUAAAACCUCCCACUAUCCUGCGGACAGUCGUCAACACCAUCACAGGAAGCACUAAUGUGGGUGACCAGCUCCCCACUGGGCAGCUCUCAGUGGUGCCUUGGAGACGUACUGGUGUCAAAUACACCAACAACGAGGCCUAUUUCGAUGUGAUCGAGGAGAUCGACGCCAUCAUCGACAAAUCAGGUUCCACGAUUACUGCUGAAAUCCAAGGGGUGAUUGAUGCUUGCGUCAAGCUGACUGGGAUGCCAGACCUUACCCUCUCCUUUAUGAACCCCCGGCUGCUGGACGACGUCAGCUUCCACCCCUGCGUGCGGUUCAAGCGCUGGGAGUCGGAAAGGAUUCUCUCCUUCAUCCCACCUGACGGCAAUUUUCGCUUGCUCUCCUACCAUGUCAGUGCUCAGAAUCUGGUGGCAAUUCCCGUCUACGUGAAGCACAACAUCAGUUUCCGUGACAGCAGCUCCCUGGGGCGCUUCGAGAUCACCGUGGGGCCCAAGCAGACCAUGGGCAAGACUGUGGAGGGAGUGAUGGUCACCAGCCAGAUGCCAAAAAGUGUGUUAAAUAUGACCCUUACACCCUCUCAGGGAACACAUGUCUUUGAUCCAGUUACAAAGUUACUGUCAUGGGAUGUGGGGAAAAUAAACCCCCAGAAGCUGCCAAGCCUGAAGGGCAGUGUGAGCCUGCAGGCUGGGACAUCGAAACCAGAUGAAAACCCCACCAUUAACCUGCAGUUUAAAAUUCAGCAGCUGGCUAUAUCUGGACUGAAGGUGAAUCGCUUGGACAUGUAUGGGGAGAAGUACAAGCCAUUCAAGGGGAUCAAAUACAUGACUAAGGCUGGCAAGUUCCAAGUCCGAACCUAGAGGAUCCAGGCAGUGAGGAAGAGCACUUCUCCUUUUCCCCUGUCCCUGGCUGUUGGAUGCAGCCUCUUUCCCCAUCCAUCUGUUUAGGGUUGCUCCCUUGCCUGUAGUAGCAUGAGCAGGAAAGAAGUGCUCAGACUGCUGGAAAGCAGGGGAAAGUAAGGCUGACCUGAAACAACCUCAUCUCUUGGAAGUCUUUGGAAUAAUAGCAGAUGGGAGAAGUGUUCAGGUCCCUUGGGAUUACUGAGUCAGCUGUUUAAGCUUGUAUCACCCUCAUUUUGCUGUCUUAGAGGAAAUUCCAGGUAUUUAUUGCCUUUUGUAUCUCCUCUUCCUUGUAUUUUGGUUGGCUUUUAUCCCUUUGUAGAUGAUCCAAAGUUGAAUUUCCACAAACUUCAACUCCAGUGUGAGGAUCAGCACCUGCCCUUCUCCAUCACUGUGUGUCAGGAUGCAGAGCUGUACAGUUCUUGGCAGCAGGGAAAUCAUCUUGCCUCUCUGCCUCAGAGGGGCUGGAGAAAGUGGAAGGGUAGAUUGUUCCACCCAGGAUAGCUGGUUGAGAAGCCUGAGAUUGGGGAUGGUGCCACAGAGGGAGGAAUGGAAGAAGUGGAUGCUUCUUGUAGAUACUUCAUAAGCCAUCUGGGUCGUUAAGUAUCUUAAAUCUCUGAACACAGACUUGAAAUGCAUUAAAAUCUUGUAACUGGGGUGUGGUGGCAUCUCAGUGUCA